Molecule: messenger RNA, 2613 nt
Organism: Serendipita indica DSM 11827
Lineage: Eukaryota; Fungi; Basidiomycota; Agaricomycetes; Sebacinales; Serendipitaceae
Source: the annotation of a GenBank genome assembly
AUGAGCUCCAAGGUCAUCUGUGGCUUGAUCCCCGUCCUGAAGGAUGCGCUUGCAAACUAUCCGCUCGUAAAAGCGACCUGCACCUAUCGCGUCGCCGACGUGUAUACCAGCGCCGAGCUCGUCCAAGAGUACUACUCUGCAGAUUCCAACCCGGUCCUUGACAUUGCCUACGUCUUUCCGCUCCCUCCCUCAGCAGCAGUCUGUGGUUUCAAGGCGAUCAUCGACGGUACCAAGGUCAUCAAUGGAGUCGUAAAAGAAAAGGAGCAAGCCAAGCAAGAGUAUCAAAAGGCCGUCUCUCAAGGAAGGACUGCAGGUUUGCUCGAGAAAGCUCAUGCAGAUGUAUUCCGCGUGUCUCUGGGCAAUAUCAAACCUUCCCAACGUGUAGCAGUGCACAUCUCGUUCAUAUCCAUCAUCCCGAGUAACGGAGAGUCUCCCAAUGAUCUUCGCCUUACCAUUCCGACAACAAUUGCCGAGCGAUAUGGCGAGCUACCUGUCGACAUUCCUGGAUAUAAUUCAGAGAAUACAUUCGCGCUCACGGUAGACAUCCAAAUGACGGCCCCUAUCACUGCAAUCAGCUCACCGACACACCCUCUCUCGGUCUCGCUAGGAGGGUCCAAUGGUACGACACCCAACGUCGCCACCGUCUCCUUUAAUGAUUCGACGACAUUGAAGCAAGACAUUGUCGUCGUAAUCGCUGUUCAGAAUCUGGACCGUCCUCGCUGCACCCUGGAGCGGAAAAGCGAGGAAACAAAUGCCUUUGCGCUUACAUUGGUGCCCAAGUUUGAUCUACCGUCGGUUCAAAGUCAAGAAUAUACAUUUCUCGUUGACCGGAGUGGGAGCAUGGAAGGAAGCCGCAUCGAGUCUGUCAAGAAUGCACUACAGAUCAUGCUACGAUCUCUGCCGAGAAAGAAAACGACUUUUAAUAUCAUCUCGUUUGGAAGCAGUCACAAAAAGCUUUGGGACAACUCUCGAGAGUACAGCUCUGAAAGUGUAGCAGAGGCUAGCGCAGCGGUCGAAGGUUUCAGUGCCGACUUUGGGGGUACGGAGCUUCAAAGCGCGCUGCGAGCAGCGUAUGGGAGCAAGUCUCGUUCCCACCCAGAUCACCCACCUUCGACUGCGGUGUUUGUCCUGACUGAUGGCGACUCUUGGGAUCUACGAGGUGUCACUAGUACAGUUAAGGCAGCGACAGAUCAGUCACGCAAAGAGGGCCAUCUCUUGAGAACAUUUGUCCUAGGGGUAGGCGAUAGUGUGGCUGUCAGUACCUGCGAGGCCAUGGCUCGUGCCGGUCUAGGUGUUGCAGUCUUUGUCGGGUCAAACGAAAAACCUGAUGCCAAGCUCGUCAAUUUGCUUCGAGCUGCACGCGGUGGCGUCUUGGACAACAUUUCCAUCGAUUGGGGUCGUGAAGAACACUUUGAGCUCAUCGAUGGAAAGAGCACUUCCGAAGGCGAGACCUCUCGAAUCAUGCAGGCACCCAGCCUUGACAAGCUCAGCGUGCCCAUGUAUCCGGGAUUCCGAUGCAGCGUCUUUGCCAUUACUCCUCGAGGUUCGACCGAGCCGUCUAUUUCGCACAUCAGGCUCAAGGGGGAUAUCCUCGGUCAAGAUGUUGCCCUGGAGGUGCUAGUUCAGAUCACAGAGGCCCAUGCCUCGAACGCACUCCGCAACGAUUUUAUCCACACUCUUGCCGCAAGAGCGAUCAUUGAAGAGCUCGAGGACAAAGAGACCAUAGCCGAUACUCGAGACGAGGUCGUUCGGCUCGGGGUCAAAUACUCUCUCGCAACUUCUGCCACUUCGUUUAUUGCCGUCUCCGAGGAUACAACUCUUACGACCUUGGACUCCGCUUCGGACGGAAAUUUGCAGCAGGAACGUGUGGAUGACACAAUCUUUAUCGACUACGAGUCUGUGACUAUGGCUUCCGAGGUGUCUGAGGAGUAUGAGAUGGAAGAAUCGGACAAUGAUAUGGGUUUCGGCCUGUUUGACGAUGACGAGCCCGUCGCGUCUUAUGGCCCGACCAGCUACGAUGACCAAAUGUCCUUACCUAGGAUGCUGGCACCUUCGUUGUCUUCGGUACCGAACCUAGGUUCCUCAAUGCCACCACCGCCUGGGGCCCCAAUAUCCCCGCCUGUGUUCCAACCGACAUCCAGGAGUUCAAAUGUCUUAGCCUCUCCGGCCCCAGCUUCAAUUUCCUCGCCGAUGGUUCAAUCGAAAGGCUUGGCAUCUACAACGAGAGGUGUUGAACAUAUAAAGGUCCCACCUGCGCCGAUGCCAGCUCCCCUCACUAUCGCGACUAUUGCGCGAUCUCAAGAGUUUGACGGGUCAUUCAAGAGUGAUCCUGUAACUAUACAACUGCUUCUAUCUCGAAAAGCCAUUCCCUCAACCCCUAACACACUCGAGGUGCUGACUGGACCAGAGAGGGAGACUGUCUGGAUGACUCUACUGGUACUCUGUGUACUGGAGAGAUUCUCCUCGGAAGAAGAGCGUGCAUCAUGGCACUUGCUUGCGGAAAAAGCCAACGAGUACGUCUCGGAGGUUCUCAUGGACCUUGGCAUUCAGAAAGGCGAGGUGGAAAAAAUGCUAGGAAAGUUGAAAGAAGAUGCCUCGGAUGCGCUGAGGUAA